AUGAGUGGUUCCUCUGAAGAGGAGAUUAUGCUAACUACUAGUGUUUGCCGUAAGCGCGUGACUGGGUCAUUAACUUAUCUCCUAUCUUCUCCUAUCUGUACUCUGUACUCCGUACUCCUUUCCCAACUGGACCCAAAAGAACCCCAUGACUACCUAGACUCCACAGCCUACCUAAGUCAGCCCAGCAGCCGCUUAUACGAGGUAGCCUUGGUUGAAAAUAGGAUCAGUCUCUCAAUGUUGACCCCAUCCGAUGAACAAGAAUCUAGGACGCCAUCAUUUUCAAAUGCUAAGUGGCAGAGCUUUACUUUUGCACGUCUGCAUAAUACAGAGUAG
Rasamsonia emersonii CBS 393.64 is the source of this 333-nucleotide messenger RNA. RefSeq lists its product as uncharacterized. NCBI's taxonomy places the organism in Eukaryota, Fungi, Ascomycota, Eurotiomycetes, Eurotiales, Trichocomaceae. The coding region runs from base 1 to 333 and encodes 110 amino acids. The record is from RefSeq and is a predicted model, not a curated record. The transcript has 4 exons.